AUGACCGUGCUAAUGUGGGGUAUCCUCCUCGUCGUUUUGGUGGCAACCGCCUGCAAUGGACAGAGUGACAGGGUCUUCCCUUUCUACGGCCCCUUCCCAUUCCCCGGUCUCUUCGAGUACGUCGAUUGUGGCCAUGGUAUGCAGUUGACUUACAACAUAACCCGUGAUGGGAAUAUGGUGUAUAACAUGGAAUGCUGUAGGACAUUCGAGGAUGGCCCUUUUCCUUUCCCGGCUAUCACCAAGAUCCCGCCAGAGUUUACUAACUUCGUAAUCGACUUGACUGGGAACCCUCUUGCCGCCUAUGGAUCUCCGGCUUUUAAUCGUCUCUACGAAGGCUCCCAGACUGUCUGUCCCUCAGUGAAGUUCGAAAAGGAUGACCUCAGGACGUUUAAUAUGACUUCGCUGGACUCUGCUAAUAUCCAAUUUCAAGGAAAGAAAAUCGAACUCACUCGCUAUAAUCUGCCUUUCAGAGUGGACACUUAUCGGAAUAAUUUUGUGGUCAGUUUGGGAGAGUGCUUCAGAGCUUAUUUCCGGUUUGACGUUACUCAAGAAAGCACUGUUAAUAUCAGCUGUUCGACUGGUAGGACUGGUGAUCCUGUGGUCUCCAAAGGCCCUUACAGAUUGUCACAGGAUAAGCCGGGCGAGCCGUAUAAAAUUGAUUUUGAAGAUGACCGCUCCUCUUUCGUCGAGACGAUGAAGACGACGUGCGGUCUCUGCUUCGAGGUCGAUGAGACCUCUAUCGAGACUCUGGCAUUCUCUCAAGAAGGGCUCACUACCUACAUCGGCAAGAGUAGGCUGUACUUUGAGCACCCCAUGUUCCCUUUCAACUCGGCCUGAGACACUCAGGCUGCACAUCCUCAUUCACGGUCUUAGACUCGGGUCGGAACGGCGGUUCAUUGAUCGGCUUUUUUCACUGUUACUACCAAAACGGUAGCCAAUGAGUUUUGCAUUGACUCAUAUUGACAGUGGACACUAUGUACAAAAUAGCUCACAGAGUCACUUUUUUCCUACUUAUUCUGAAUCAUCAUAUGUCAAGUAGUUUUGAUAUAUGAGGUAGCGUGGGCUUCACUGACGAGAGGCUUCACGGCACGAUUCGCUUAUCCAUCAGUUAUCAUGUAAUCGUCAACUAAGUAGUAAGUACUUGCAGGAGAGAGCUUCUAGGGAUUUUUUCC
Perkinsus marinus ATCC 50983 is the source of this 1172-nucleotide messenger RNA. RefSeq lists its product as hypothetical. The transcript has a single exon. The record is from RefSeq and is a predicted model, not a curated record. Lineage: Eukaryota; Perkinsozoa; Perkinsida; Perkinsidae. The coding region runs from base 1 to 837 and encodes 278 amino acids.